UUCCUCCUGCUGGUUCUGUUCACCGGCCUAGGCGGGCUGCACGGAGGCCGCAAUCCUCAUAAAACCUUUCUGCAGACCACAGUUCCUGAAAAGAUUUCAACAUCCGAGGCAAUAGAACAUCCAGAAACUAAUGUUGCUUAUAUCAUUACAAUAGAAGGAAAACCAUAUUUUAUCCAUCUCAAAAAGCAAUCAUUUUUAUCUUCAGCUUCUGUUGUUUAUUCUUAUGACAAAGAUGACACCCAACAUUCUCAGCCUUUGUUAGCUCAGAUGGAUUGCAAUUAUCAUGGAUAUGUUGCAGGUUUUCCAAAUUCUCUUGUAUCCCUCAACAUUUGUUCAGGACUCAGGGGAAUAUUGCAGUUUAAAAACAUCUCAUAUGGAAUUGAACCAAUGGAAGCUGUAUCAGGAUUCAUGCACAUGAUUCAUGAAGAAAAAAAUGAUAUAACUAAUAUUCCUCUGUUAUGGGAAAAUGACACUUAUAUCUAUGAUAGCUCACAGUAUCAAGUCAGAAAAAGUUCAGAAAGACCUGGCUAUUUCAAGUUAUUCCCCCGAUAUCUUGAUAUGUAUAUUGUUGUGGAUAAAAAUCUGUUUGAUUACAUGGGCUCUGAUGUAAAAAUUGUAACACAGAAGGUUAUUCAGAUCAUUGGCUUUGUUAACACUAUGCUUACCCAGUUAAAACUGACUGUUAGAAUAUCUUCCAUAGAGAUUUGGUCAAACAAAAACAAAAUUUCUACUACAAGACAUCCUAAUCAUAUAUUAUAUAGACUUUUAGAAUGGAAGUACGAAUUUCUCUCCCAACCUCAUCAUACUGCAUACUUAUUUGCCUUCCAGAAAAGUCCUACUUUUAUGGGAGCCACACAUCCUGCAAAAAUAUGUGAUAAGAAUUUUGCUGGAGGAGUUGCUUUGUAUUCAGAGGGUUUAUCCUUGGAGUCAUAUGCUCUCAGUAUUGUGCAGUUGCUUGGCCUUAACAUGGGAAUGAGUUAUGAUAAUACUGAGAUCUGCCAUUGUUCAGGAGAUGUUUGCACAAUGUCACCAAAAGCUGUGCUAUCUGGGGGUAUAAAGGAUUUUAGCACUUGUAGCUUGGAUGACUUUAAAUAUUUUGCUGCACAUUCUGGCCUUGAAUGUCUUCGUAAAAUCCUUCCUGUUGGGCCAGUUUACAAACAGAAGAAGAUGUGUGGCAAUGGAAAGUUGGAAUCGGGUGAAGAAUGUGAUUGUGGCACUUUACAGAAUUGUACACAUCCAGACUGCUGUGAUCCUAGAACAUGUACAAAGAAAAAAAAUAAAAUAUGUGGUUCGGGGGAAUGCUGCACACAAGGUUGCAAGAUAAAACCAGUUAAUACACCUUGUAGGCAACCAGUUGAUGAAUGUGAUUUUCUAGAAUUCUGUGAUGGGAAUAACGCACACUGUGUGCCUGACACUUAUGCACGUGAUGGACAGAGUUGUGAUUCGGGCGACUCCUUCUGUUAUAAAGGACGAUGUCGGUCGUUUACCAGACAGUGCAGAAAAUUAAUUGGAGGAGCAUCUAGAGGUGCUCCAUUUGCUUGUUUUGAUGAAAUAAAUUCAAGAGGAGAUAAAUUUGGAAACUGUGGCCGAAAGUAUUGUAAUUACCCCAAUAUGUUAUGUGGAAAAUUAGUUUGUACCUGGCCUCACAAAGCUUUAGUAACACGCACAAAUUUAUCUGUGAUUUAUACACACGUACGAGAUGACAUGUGUACGUCAACAUUUCUAAACACAGAGAAGACACCUAGAAAUACACUGACCACAGUUGAAAAACCUGAAGACAGAGAUCAAACAUUUGUAGAAGAUGGCACUGUGUGUGGUCCUGAAAUGUAUUGUCUGAGAUUUAACUGUGUAGAGCUUAAAUACCAUGUCAAUUUUCAGAGUUGCAAUUCUACCAGAGAUUGUAAUUCAAAUGGAGUCUGCAACAAUUUUAACAAUUGCCAUUGUAAAAUGGGGUUUGCUCCUCCUCGUUGCAAGCCGAUGGCAGACGAUUUUGGAAGUAUUGAUGAUGGACACAGGGGCAAAGUUGGUAAAAAGGUUUUGCUGGAGAGAUCUCUCAGUCAUCCAAAACACAGAUUUCAAUUGAUUUUCUACAUUUCUCUACCUGUGUUCAUCAUUAUUAUUGCUGUUAUAAUAAGCCAGAGUAAAAUAAGGGAGCUAUGCUACAGAGGAGAACCUGAAAGUGAGAGAUCUGUGUCGGAAGAAAGCAGCAGUAACAGCAAGUUGUCACUCAGUGUAAGUAACAGUCUCUAACAAUCUUGGCCUGAAGAGAGGAUGGUACCAAAUAAAUCACCAGAAACUGGCCUAAACCAAGAAGGAAAAAACAUAUUUCUCCCUCGCCUCUGUUGUCACUGCUGA
Molecule: messenger RNA, 2355 nt
Organism: Delphinapterus leucas (beluga whale)
Lineage: Eukaryota; Metazoa; Chordata; Mammalia; Artiodactyla; Monodontidae
Product: disintegrin and metalloproteinase domain-containing protein 5-like
Biological process (GO): male gonad development; proteolysis; cell adhesion
Cellular component (GO): plasma membrane
Molecular function (GO): metalloendopeptidase activity
Source: RefSeq, a predicted model, not a curated record